Molecule: messenger RNA, 1340 nt
Organism: Raphanus sativus (radish)
Lineage: Eukaryota; Viridiplantae; Streptophyta; Magnoliopsida; Brassicales; Brassicaceae
Product: mitogen-activated protein kinase kinase 10
Exons: 1
Coding region: 225-1148 (307 amino acids)
Biological process (GO): protein phosphorylation
Cellular component (GO): cytoplasm
Molecular function (GO): ATP binding; protein serine/threonine kinase activity
Source: RefSeq, a predicted model, not a curated record
UCAAACUAGUGACCUAUUUUUAUCCUGUAAAAUUUUAGAAACAAAUCGAUCACCACUACCUGAAAACCACACAUGUUUGAGUUUGUUACAACUGUUACUGACAAGUGUCGUACAAUGAGAUGAUCAUCAUCAACUCAUUUCUUUUAAUAUUUAGUUUAACAUCCCAAAAAGCUCCUUAUGCAACCUUGGACUUGAAAACCACAAGUGAGAAGAUAACAAAAUAGAUGUCACUUGUGAGAGAGAGACGUCACCAAAACCCACUCACACUCUCUAUUCCACCACCACAUUACCACGGCAUCAUCCCCAUAGCUCCAUCUCCGUCCUCAUUUUCAUCAUCAAGCUCCGACUCAUCAUCGCCGAUUCAAACCUUGAACGAUCUCGAGAAACUCACCAUUUUAGGACAAGGAACCGACGGGACAGUUUACAAAACCCGUCACCGGAGAACCACAGCUCUCUACGCAUUAAAACUCAUCCGGUCAGAUCUCAGCAUCACCACUCUCGAAGCCGACAUUCUCAAGAGAAUCGAAUCGAGCUUCAUCGUAAAAUGCUACGCCGUUUUUGCUGAUUCAUCCGAUCUAUGUUUCGUGAUGGAGCUCAUGGAGAAAGGGUCUCUUCAGGAUGCGUUGCUUGCUCGACACGUUUUCCCUGAGCAAGUGAUAUCCACUCUCGCUAACAGAAUACUCCAAGGGUUACGUCACCUUCAAGAAAUGAGAAUAGUCCAUGGAGACAUAAAGCCUUCGAAUCUACUUAUUAACGAGAAUGGAGAGGUCAAGAUUGCGGAUUUUGGUGCGAGCCGGGUUGUAACCGGAGGAGACUAUGGUUCGAGCGGGACGUGUGCGUAUAUGAGUCCUGAACGUGUGGAUCCAGAGAAAUGGGGUUUUGAAGAGGUUGGUUUUGCAGGAGAUGUGUGGUCUUUAGGUGUUGUGGUUCUCGAGUGUUAUCUUGGAAGGUAUCCAUUGACUAAAGUUGGAGAUAAACCGGACUGGGCAGCUCUGGUUUGUGCCAUUUGUUGUAAUGAGGAAGUGGAGAAUCCAGUGAGUGGUUCGUUGGAGUUUAGAGAUUUUGUUGGAAGAUGUCUGGAGAAGGACUGGAGAAAGAGAGGCACUGUGAAAGAGCUUCUUCAUCAUCCGUUUGCUAAAAACAGAUAGUAGCUAGUCUCUCUCACAAGUUUUGUUCUUUUUGAUCUGGAGAGUAGUGAUAGGUCUGAUUUGGUUUUCAAGAUUAAUUAUUUCCGAUUUAGUUUCGUUUUGAAACUCAACCUUCAUUUUUGGAUAAAUUUUUUUUUUGAAUAAUUUUUUAAAAAAAUAAAGUUAGUAAUAUAAAAUUUAGUAGUUUGAAAA